This is a messenger RNA of Sphaerodactylus townsendi, 1146 nucleotides long. RefSeq names its product NPHS2 stomatin family member, podocin (gene NPHS2). The coding region runs from base 1 to 1146 and encodes 381 amino acids. Gene Ontology annotation, cellular component: plasma membrane. The transcript has 8 exons. Lineage: Eukaryota; Metazoa; Chordata; Lepidosauria; Squamata; Sphaerodactylidae. The record is from RefSeq and is a predicted model, not a curated record.
AUGGACAAAACGUCCCGGAGCGCUUCUAAAGAGUCCUGUGGGAGAAGCAGAGAGAAGAUAGCUCCAGGCAUGAAGAAGGAGAGGGAACAUAACCGGAAAGCCAGCAAAGAGAGGCAGGAGUCUGGCAGGAGGAAAGAGAAGAAGGAGACCAAAACCAGACUCCAGGCAGACAACCAAGUCUAUACUUCCACAGUGGUGGAUGUGGAUGAUGUGGUGUCUGAAGAAGAAAUGGAGGUGAUGGCCCUUCUUGAAAGCGAGAAAAUGGACGAAGGUACCAAGUCUGCUGGCCUGGGCGUGUGUGAGUGGGUCCUUGUCCUCCUCUCACUCCUUGCCAUUCUCAUCACAUUUCCUGUUUCCAUCUGGUUUUGCAUGCAGAUUGUGAGGGAGUAUGAGCGCGCCAUUUUGUUUCGCUUUGGACGCCUUCUUCGUGGAAGGCCCAGAGGACCUGGUUUGUUCUUUUUCCUUCCCUGCCUGGACACUUACCACAAAAUAGAUCUUCGCCUCAGAACCCUAGAGAUUCCUUUCUAUGAGGUCAUAACCAAAGACAUGGCGAGUCUAGAAGUGGACACCGUCUGCUACUACCGAAUGGAGAAUGCCAUGCUUCUCGUGACUACCCUUGCCAACCUCUCAAGCACAGUCCAGCUACUGGUGCAGACAACUGCAAAGCGUUCACUGGCGAAUCGGUCCUUCACGGAAAUCCUCAUGGAAAGAAAGACCAUUAGCCAGGAAGUAAAGGUGGCUGUGGAUGCUGUUACCUGCCAAUGGGGGAUCAAGGUGGAGCGGACAGAAAUAAAAGAUAUACGACUGCCGGCUGAGCUGCAGCAGUCCCUGGCGGUAAAAGCAGAAGCCCAGCGCCAGGCCAAAGUGAAGGUGAUAGCUGCUGAAGGAGAAAGGGCUGCUUCCGAAUCUCUGAAGCGUGCUGCUGAGAUACUGUCCACCACCCCAGCUGCCAUCCAGCUUCGUUACUUGCAGGCCUUGCAAGCCUUGUCUGUGGACAAACCGCCCGCUUUUGUUUUGCCUUUGCCCUUUGACCUCAUGAAUCUUUCAUCUGGGGCCAGCGACAAACCCACCAAUUUUAAUAUGCCUGCAGAUCCUCCUGUCCACCCAGAAGCUCCAAAGGACCAAAAGGACUCCCCCAUGCUAUAG